Messenger RNA from Diaporthe amygdali, 432 nucleotides. RefSeq lists its product as uncharacterized. The transcript is spliced from 3 exons. Lineage: Eukaryota; Fungi; Ascomycota; Sordariomycetes; Diaporthales; Diaporthaceae. The record is from RefSeq and is a predicted model, not a curated record. The coding region runs from base 1 to 432 and encodes 143 amino acids.
AUGCCCAUCCCUCACCUGAUUGCGACGAGAGUCACCUGCGCCUAUCGCUACUGGCUGUGUUUUGCCUCGGUUUCUUUUGUUCGCAUUGAAUUUCUGAACUUGGGUGACGACCCGACGUACAACAACAUAGCUCCGGCGGGGUGGUCAUUCGGUGAACUUUGCGCCGGCCUAGUAACGGCUUGUCUGCCCACUCUGCGGCCUCUUUUGUUCCGCGUCCUCAUUCCGAAGCUGUCGUCAACGAGAGAUUUCUUGAGCCGAAAGACGCCUCUGCGCAGUAGAGGCUCGUCCAGGUCGGCGUCCGGCGGCUUUGCCGAGGACAGUGCAGUCGCACUGUCAGAGAAUGCUUGUGGGAUGCCAACUAUUGGAAAGGACGAAGAAGAAGGGUACGGGAUACCCGACACUUCAAAGCAGGAGUUUCGGAACGCGAUGUAG